Messenger RNA from Sinocyclocheilus anshuiensis, 2664 nucleotides. RefSeq names its product cytoskeleton-associated protein 2-like. The record is from RefSeq and is a predicted model, not a curated record. The coding region runs from base 122 to 2173 and encodes 683 amino acids. Gene Ontology annotation, cellular component: mitotic spindle; centrosome; cytosol. NCBI's taxonomy places the organism in Eukaryota, Metazoa, Chordata, Actinopteri, Cypriniformes, Cyprinidae. The transcript is spliced from 9 exons.
AUUCAAGCGUCAGUUUCUGCGUUAGCUGUAGUGUGUGCUAAUAGACUCGUGUACGAAGUGCAUUAUGAACAAACGUUGUAUUUAUUUUGAUGAAAUAUUUGGUGAGUGAUCGGAUAAAGCGAUGGAAACUGUGACGGAUGAAGACGCAUCUAAACGAUCUAAGAUAGAGCUACGCAAACUGAAAUUGGCAGAAUACCUUGCGGCCAAAGGCAGACUGAAAGCACCUAAUCCAAAACCAUAUCUCAAGGAGAAGCCUGUUACAAAGAAACAUGCUGAAAAUAACCAGAAGUCCAAAACUACAGCUGAAGGAAAGGAGAAUUGUGGCAUCAAUGGCACAAAUAUAAAAGAAGUUGAUAAAGAGGAUGAUAAAAACACAUCCUCAAAAAAAGGACUUGGUAUGAGUUCGCUAGCCAAAGCCCAAACACAGCUGUCCAGUAAUUCCCGUAAUGCUAGCCGGGAAGGCCUUCGUGUUUUGAGGACACAGAGCAACAAAACAGCUUCUCUUCAAAAUCCAAGGAAACUCCACAAUGCUGAGAAAACAACUGCGCCGUUCAAGAGGACUCGUUCACAACGCCUUCGAAGUGUCCAACCCAAAGCUCAGCCAGCUUCCCAAUCCCAUGCUGCAAAUACAAGCAAAUCCAGUCUUGUUUCCAUCUGUAACCCUUCACAGUCUGCACGUGGCGUCUCUGCCCUCAGAAGCACGGAUCAGAGCCGCACCAAGACGGACAUUCAGUCAACGUCAAAGAAAUUACCUGAAACGAGUGUCAAAUCAACCUCAGCUGCCCGUUUGACAAGUCAAAGACCAAUGAAUACAACCGAGACAAAAAUGCAGAGAAACGGUGUUUCUAAAACCCAAGCGAAACCCAUGCAACAACCCAGAAGUCCGAGUGCUGUGCACAGCCGCAACCGGAAACCAAACCCAUCGACGAACAGAUCCGUCGUGAACCGGAGAAAAGAUACUUUCUUCGUAGAUGCCACUAAAUCGAAAUCAAAUGGCUCUGACACAAUCAGAGCGACGAGAGCGAGCGCCUCUUCGACUCUCUCUAAACCUGCGAAUAGAGAAGCAGCAGCGGCGGUCAUCAAAAAUAAACAACUAAAUAAUGCCGCUGCUUCUACCAAACCGGCCGGUCGACGCUCCAGGAGUUGUGUUCUGCCGCAGACGACCAGUGCGCCUCCAGAGCUUCACCGGCCCGCUAAGAUCUCCAGCCAGGCCGAGUCUGCAGUUCAACUGCAGACUCCGAAAUCCAGACUGUGUCCCAGCACUCAAGGAGUACGCACCGCUCCGGUAGAUGGAGAGAAGAAGCCCACUGCAGCUCAGGAGGACAGACUGCGUAAGCUCCAGGAGUGGAGGGACUCGAGGGGCAUCACUUAUAAACGCCCCCCCAUGCCUGUUCAUCUGGUGAGGAGGAAGACGGUUUCUGCGCUUCCUCAGCCGUACUGGACUUCUAUGGAGAAUGAAGAUGAGGUUCAUGACGUUGUCUUUGCUGUGGACCGAUCGCUGGAUGACUGCAUUCAAUUAUUACAGCAGGGUUUCCCAGCGGAGCGGGUCAGAGAUGUGCUGUCUCGGGUGCCAAUGGCACAGAAGUUUGCUAAAUACUGGAUCUGCCAGGCGAGACUAAUGGAAAGAGCGGGAAACCUGGAGGUGCUGCCCAUGUUUCAGGAGGCCAUCCGUGUGGUGAGAGAGCCAGUGGAUGAGCUACGAUCUGUGGUUUUUGAGAUCCUUAAAAAGAGACAGAUUCAAGGUUUGUCUCUGAUGCCAAAAGAGUGUGAAGCAGAAGAGACUGGAGCGUGUGAUGAAGAGCACACCCCAAAACCCAUCAGUGCCCUCAUAUCUGGAGCGAGGGGAGACUCGUCUGUCGUCAAGUAUAAAAUCACAGCGACCCCAGGGGGCAAAAGGAGUCAGCGAGGAGCAGAAGCAGGGCAAGUGGACGGUCAUGAGAUCCGCUUCUUCACCCCGGUGCGCCGCUCGGUGCGGAUCGAGAGAAGCGCUCGGCGUUAUCCCACAGCUUUGCAGGAGCAUGAGCCCUGUGUGACCUCUCUCUGUGAGCUUGCAGGUGAGCGUCAGGAAGAGGUCAAAGGUCACAGCUCUUCUGUGUAUGUGUACCGUGAGAACGAAGCGCUGACAGACCGCGUUCACAUUACGCUUGUUUAUCCAGAGGAGGAAGAAACGUGAUGGUGUUAAUCAGCACGCUCUGACCUUCAGGUCCCACCUGGAAGCAAUCGUUUUAAUCGUUUUCAUUCUGCAUUCACUAUUUCUCUGUAAAAUAUUAGCAGCAGAUUUCUGUAUGUUACCUGAUUGGUUCAUACCUUCAUUGUUAUGCAGCACUGCUGUAUGUACAAAUAAGAUGAUGGUUUUGUCUAAAUGUGCUGCAAAAGACUUGACACGACGUCUAACUUAUCUUUAAAACUUUAGUUAUAAUUUAUGAAUUAGACUCAGUCUCUGCAUUAAUCUUAUUAAAGCAUAUUUGAGUCAGUGUUGCUGUAAUUUUGUUCCAUUGAAAGUGGAGAGUUAUUGAUAAGACUGCUUUCUGAGCGAAUGAGCGAACAAACAUUUUAUGAAUCUUUGCAUGCUCUGAGCUCUGUUUUUAGAUCAUUUCCCAUUGGUGUUAUGUAAUAUGACUUCAUCUACAGUCUUCAUUGUUUAUUAAAUCUUGAAAUGUUUAU